Messenger RNA from Notolabrus celidotus (New Zealand spotty), 3866 nucleotides. RefSeq names its product galanin receptor type 2-like. The transcript has 4 exons. Gene Ontology annotation, cellular component: membrane. Gene Ontology annotation, biological process: neuropeptide signaling pathway. NCBI's taxonomy places the organism in Eukaryota, Metazoa, Chordata, Actinopteri, Labriformes, Labridae. The coding region runs from base 1054 to 2934 and encodes 626 amino acids. The record is from RefSeq and is a predicted model, not a curated record. Gene Ontology annotation, molecular function: G protein-coupled receptor activity; peptide binding.
GGCAGCAUCUGCUCCCUCUCUCACUUUAUUCCUCUCCCAUUCUAACAUUCAGUCCUGCAGUUGCGCACGCGGGCUGGGUGCUCCCGCCGGCACGAGCGCAGCAGACAUCUGAGGAGCCCGCUUGGUGUCAGAGGAGCCGAGGGAAACAAAAAAAGCUCUGCCAACAACAAACCCUCCAAGGCUCUGACACUCAAAGGAUUUUACAGCGUCCAUAAACGAGUCCAGAAUAACUUUCCCCCAGUCUCUACAGUCCGUUGUUUCUGUCUUUUUCCUUUUUUCACUGGUGCAGCUCGGUCAGCACCUGAAUGCCUCCUCAGCAUCUUCAGGCUCUCAGCAUCAUCACGCAGGGAUCCGCACACAGUCAGCAAACAAUGACUGGAAUGAAGCUGGAUUUGCUUUCCUCUGAAGAUCUGCAGGUGGACCCAGCGUCUGAUGCCUGCUGUGUUUCGCAAAACAGAACUGAUUGCAUCCCUGUGAAAGACUGAGGGCGAGAGGAGAAGUGAGUGUGAGUGUGAGGAGGAGAGGGAGGGAGGAGGUCUGCAUUGGAUUUGCCUUCCUUGAAGGUGAGAAAGUCUAUUAGCAGCUGUUGGAGGAUUAUCAGGUUCAGACUGCCACUCCCUGGAGGACAAAAUGUACAUAUGUUACAUAAAGACUUACACUGGGACCACUGAUGAACCGCAUCAUGAGUCCAGCUGACUCAUAGGAUCUGGUAUGAAACGGGGCGGACUGUGCCUUGCCUCCAGAGAUUUGUAUUCCUGUUCACAAAGCGGUGAAGAGGAACCGGAUGUCAUGUUUUUGGAGGGAAUUUUCCAGCUGUUCGGAUUCAGAUUUUUUGAUGUAUUUUUUUUUUUGCAAAGUAAGAAGAAUCUUUGAACAGGUUUCCUCGAGGACCAAGGAAAAACAAGACUUUUAUUCUCUCUAUGAAAACUCUUUGUUCCAUUUUAAACCAUGACACAGCCGGGGGGUAAGAAAGCAAGACAAUCCAAGACACAAGCUUAUCAUACGUCUUUACUGCCCCUCCUGCUGUGGGUUUUCCCCAGCUAGGAGAACAGCAUGGAUCGGUCCCCGGUUCAGCAGUCUGGUCAGCCCAGCUUCUCUCCCCUGCUGCAGUACGGCAAUGCUCAGGAAAGAUUCAACCUCACAAAAAUCCUCCACAGCUCUAUGAUGCUGCCUUCCACUCUCAGCUCGCCCACCGCCUCCAUCCAUCAACCUCUACCCUCUCUGCUGCCCUCUUCCCUCAUCCCCUACUCCUCCUUCAUCUCCUCCCCUUUAUUCUCCACCCCUACCCCAUCCUUUCAGCAAACAUCCACUUUUGUGUACCGACCCACCGCCUCCUCCCUCCCUUUCUCCCUGUCCAGCUUUUCCCCCAAUGACUUAGCAGACCUGGAGAGCAUGCUUCUCUGGACUCUCCACGAGCCCAGCACGAUAGCUCUCACCAUCAUGUACUGCUUGUCUUUCAUUUUGGGAUUUAUAGGGAAUUUAAUGUCCCUGCGAGUCCUCACCAGCAGGCGGAGCAGGCGGCUUGCUGGUGUCAGCGCAACACGUAAUCUUCUUGUGAACCUGGCAGUGUGUGACCUUGCUGUGGUGUGUGUUUGCAUGCCCAUCACCUUGGGAAGCCAGAUCUACACAGCCUGGGUAUACGGAGACCUCUUGUGUCGAGCUGUGCCGUUCACACAGGCGGUCUCAGUCUCAGCCAGUGUGUUAACCCUGACUGUGAUCAGUGUGAACCGCUACUACAGUGUGCGAUCACCCCUACGAGCUCGCUCCAUAUUUACCCGCCGGCGAAUCUUGGCGACUGUCGCUGUGGUGUGGAUUUUAUCUUUUAUCAUAUGUGCGCCUAUCACGGUGAUGAACCGGCGACGGGAGAUCAGCUUUGGGACUUUUGCCAUCCUGGUGUGUCAGGAGGAGUGGCCUCAGCAUCGCCUUAAACAGGGAUACAAUGUGCUGCUGUUUGUGAUGCUCUAUUGCCUGCCCGUGACCUUUAACCUCACCAUCGGCUUCCUGACUGGAAGGCGGCUUUGGGGAGGAAAGAGAUCCACGUUCGCUGAUCUGGAUCCUCGCAGCCAAGCUCUGCAUGCUUCCCGUCUCAAGACUCGCCAAAAGAUCGCGAAGAUGGUGGUGUGUCUGGUGCUGCUGUUCGCCGUGUCCUGGCUUCCGCUCUACUUGGCUGACCUUUGGAUUGAUUGCGAUCAAAGGCCGCCGUCUUGGCUCCUGCAGGCGCGGCCGUUUGCCCAGUGGCUUGGUUUGACAAACUCAAGCCUCAACCCCAUCUGUUACUGUUUCAUAGGGGAUCUGUACCGCUCCGCCAAGGUGAUACGGACGAGGUACUACCAGAAAGUGGCGUCUCUCUUUGGCUCGGCGUCGUUCUCAAGCUCAGUUGCAGUGACAGCUCCUGUCACAGUGACUCAGGACACCAAAGUAACUUCUGCUGAGCGUCACCAUAUUGCAGCGGCUGCAGUUGUAGCAGCGUCUGCGUCCAUUGUGACAGUCCCCAGGCUGCUCAGCUUGGCUAGAGGCCAGGGGAUGGUACAGAAGGUCGGAGACAGUUCAGACAGCAGAGUGGGAUCCGACCACAGUAUCUCAGACUGGUGUCGGUCCAGUCCCAGCGUGUGUGACAGCUCCUUGUUCAACUGCCAGCUGCACACACUUCACACCUCCAUGCACAAAGCAGACUUCCUGCCAAUGAGAAGACACUCUGUGAACGAGAACGCAGGAUCGUUCGCUUUAAGAAUGGAGUCUGUGGAAAUAGACAUUACACCGUUCAGGAGUUUUUCAGGAGACAGAAUAUAUGGUCUGUCAAACGAUAAGAGGGACAUCAUUACCAUGGGCAGAGACGCUUUCUGUUACAGCCGGCAGCAUAGAAGCAAAACAUCACAAACUCACUCUCUGGUAGGAGACAGGGAGGAUGAAACCACUGACAUGACCAGCCUGUAAAAGCUGCAGAUCACCUGAUAUAUCAGCAGGGAUGCCUUUUUUUUUCUCUUCUAUUUUGUCACACACACAGCUCCUGAUGCACAGUUUGUAGUCUCCAGUGUGAGCUAAUCCCUCAGAAAAGCCAUUGUUUGACUUGAGGCUAAACUGACCGGGUCUGCACCCUCUUUCUGUCCCUCUGUUGUUCUCUAUUUGUGUCAAGGAAAAGCACAGGGGACCCAGAGCUGAUGUUUGCACCAAUCAGAUGGGCUUUUUGAGGUCAGGUGGAGGGAGCUAUGAUGGAGUGAACCCUGCAGGGAAAGAGUUGGAGUGAUAUUUAGCUCCAGGCUAGAGGGACAUUUUUCCAUAAAGAGGAUGAAUUGCAGUACCAGUGCGCUAUCACAUGCAAAGCACUUCAUAAGUGAUUCAGUAGCUCUUCACAGCUGGGUUUCAUUUGUGCUUAAAACAAUAACACAGCAGGAUGUAACUGUGUGAUAAGUUUGUUUAUCUUUUCUUUUCUUUCUUAUUGCUUCAUUAACGGUUCCAUUUGAUGCUCAUAUAAAGGCUCAGUUUUGUCACAGUGUAAUGCAGGAACGUGUUGUAUCACGCACAGAUAAAGCAUGCACGGAGGCUGUCUGACACGUCUGGUCUGGAUAAUGUUACCAUCACUGUCUGCGGUCUGUGAAAGAGACAUACAGAGGCAGCAGUUAUUCAUGCAUACAGUCGCAGAAAGGGAAUUCAAAGAGAUAUGAAAUAAACUGUACACGAAGCAGAAAAUCAAACUGUCAGAGUCAGUGAAUGGCUUAAUUUGCUCAUUUUUCUGUGGUAUCAAGACAUACAGGAUCCCAGAACAGGAAGAGGUGCUUCUAUCAGACAUAAUUUAAAGGGUCAGUUCACCAAAAACAAAGACAAAACGAAUGCACAACAAACUGUCACGUACCUUCUGUGGUUUCUAA